AUGGCGUUUUUGGCCACGGUGAUGUCCGCUGAGCCUAUAUCCGAAUGUUACAAAGUUAUUUGUGAAAAUGAAGGUAUUACUAUAAACCCGUUUGUUUUAGAAAACUUAGAGAGAACAACGACGACAAGGAAUUUCACCUUGAAUCUAGCAGGAAACAGGAAGCAGAAAAGCUUCCAGAGACUUAGUGACAAUGACGUCCUCGCUCUGUCAAAAUGUCUCCUGAACUAUCGGACCCUUACAGGUCUGGAUAUGGGGUACAACAACAUCAGUGAUGAAGGAGCAGCUUACCUGGCCAAGCUUCUAGAGGCGCAGGACACGAUGCUGCGCUCUCUGGACCUCACCUUCAACAACAUUCAGACGAAUGGAGCCGAGGUUCUCGCCAGCAGCCUGCAGGGUAACAGCAGCUUGCUCUCUCUCAGGCUGUCGGGGAAUAAGAUCGGUAGAAAAGGAGGCCUGAACUUGGCCUGCAUGCUGCGGGUGAACAUGACGCUGCAGGAGCUGGAGCUGGGAGAGUGCGACCUGGAAAUGCAGAGCAUGAUUGCCCUUAGCACCGCUCUGAAGAACAACACCACCCUCCGGUCUGUGGACGUGAGCCGGGCGCUGCUCUUCAGCCUCCUGGAAGAGUGGGCCGUUCACUUCUCGAAGAUGCUUCCGGUGAACAACAGCCUGGUGGAGCUCCAUCUGGGGAAGAUGGGCCUGACGGACACGGGCAUGGAGAGGCUGUCUGAAGGCCUGAAGCUGAACCACAGACUGCGGUACCUGGAUCUACGCUGCAACCGUGUGAGCCGGGAUGGCGCCCUGCAUCUCUCCAGAGUCUUGAAAGAAAAUUCCCCUCUGGAGGUCAUUGAUCUGUCAUCCAAUCGGAUCGAAGACCCCGGCGCUGAGUACCUGAGCGAAGCCAUCUGCUGCAAGGGCUCCGUCCUCAGAGAGCUUUCUGUCUGCAGAAACAACAUCAGUACCCGCGGCCUGCUGUCCUUGGCCGGGGCUCUGAGUAACAGCCCGACUCUGACCCACAUCUACAUCUGGGGAAACCACCUGGAGGAGCCGGUCUGCCAGGCCUUCCGGGAGCUGCUCAACACCGGCCGUCUGACGCCUGAGCAGACCGACGUCAGGCCCUACGAGGUGGACGGCCAUGUUUUCCUGGCUGAACUCUUCCAUCAUUUGAGGAAACACCAUUUCUUUAUAGACGUUAACGAGCAGAACGCAGGUUCAGACUCCCCACAAAACCAGUGAGGCCAUUCAUGAUCAAACACUCAGUGAAAUAAUUUCAU
Xiphophorus maculatus (southern platyfish) is the source of this 1271-nucleotide messenger RNA. It is a transcript of the gene lrrc34, whose product is annotated as leucine rich repeat containing 34. Bases 1 to 1233 code for a protein of 410 amino acids. Lineage: Eukaryota; Metazoa; Chordata; Actinopteri; Cyprinodontiformes; Poeciliidae. Gene Ontology annotation, molecular function: protein binding. The transcript has 10 exons. The record is from RefSeq and is a predicted model, not a curated record.